GAUCAUGCGGUCGGUGCAUAAAUGGGGUAAUUACAGUUACUAAUGUUGUUUUGCCGUUUUAGGGCAUGGACGAUGAGAAGACUUUGGUAUUUCAUGUUCUGUAUUUCAAUAAGUCGUUUGUGUUUACCUGGACUUUCUCCCACCUAAUGGGAGCAAAAUCGUGUAAAUGGACAUUGAAUUCUUUGUUUUCCCAAAAGAACUUUCAUCUAAAACCAAGAUGUGAUUCAUGAGUGUAAACUAUGACGUGAGGACUGAUAAUAGCUGUUUGGAUUAACAGGGUGCGCAGUAACUUGUGUCUUUGCCAUUCUGAGCCCCAGAGAGUGUGUGCUGGAGGAAAGUCUGGAAGGUGACUCUAAACGUCUCCUUUAAUGCACCGUAAUAAAUGGCCCAUGACACAACCCCCAUUUUCCCUCAUGAGUCUAGAGAGGGAGGUUUCCCAUAUAUGUCGGCUUCCACAUAUUUUCCACUUCAGCAUCAGUGUUGACAUUAUAGAGCAGCGUUCGUCCAGCCCGCUGGCCUGGUUCUCAUGCUGUCUCCUGGGCCUGGAAACAAACCCAUGCAGUCAGCUAACAACCAUACUUGAUUCCUGUCACUUCUUGGCUCACCUUUGUUGAAAACACUUGUUGUUGACUUGCCCAGCCCAGUGUUACUCGUAUCGGCCCAGGCUUCCUUUCAUCUCUCCCCAGGGCCAGGCCUUCUCGUGCAGGCUUGGCCCUAAGUGGGCUCCCCCCUGUCCUGAAGUCAUGGGGAUCCAGGGCAUGGAGCUGUUUGCCAUCGGCGUUGUCAUCAUCCUUUUCAUGGCAGUUCUCAAGCAGUUUGGCAUCUUGGAGCCCAUGUCUUCAUUUGAAGAUGACAACAGCGACAGUGACUUGGAGCUGUCAACAGUGCGUCACCAGCCGGAGGGUCUGGACCAGCUGCAGGCUCAGACCAAGUUCACCAGGAAGGAACUUCAGUCCCUCUAUCGAGGCUUCAAGAACGAGUGUCCCAGUGGGCUGGUUGAUGAGGAGACAUUCAAGACCAUCUAUUCUCAGUUCUUUCCCCAAGGAGAUGCAACCACCUACGCUCACUUCCUGUUCAAUGCAUUUGACAUCGACAGGAACGGUUCAAUCCGCUUUGAGGACUUUGUUAUUGGCCUGUCGGUGUUGCUCAGAGGUUCGGUCACUGAGAAGCUCAACUGGGCCUUCAACCUCUAUGACAUUAAUAAGGACGGCUACAUCACCAAAGAGGAGAUGCUGGCGAUUAUGAAGUCAAUCUACGACAUGAUGGGGAGGUACACAUACCCCUGUGUGCGAGAUGAAGCGCCCUCUGAACACGUGGACAAGUUCUUCCAGAAAAUGGAUAAAAACCGAGAUGGUGUAGUGACCAUUGAAGAGUUCAUUGAGACCUGUCAAAAGGACGAGAACAUCAUGAACUCCAUGCAGCUGUUUGAGAAUGUGAUAUAAGAAAGCACACCUCCACAACUCACACCCAAACAUAGUAACCCCAACCCUAACCCAGGAACUAGACCUUUUUUAUUUCUCGGCACACUCCUUUAGCUGUAUCUUGCAAACUGCUUCUGGAUUAAAAAGGACUACUACAGACAGAAGAAGAGAAAAGCUUCUUGGAUUUAAAAAAAAUCCCCGCCUGUCCGGUGUGUUUUUUUUUUCAUAUCCUGAUUGAAGAAACAGAAAAGGCUCCUUGUGUUUUUAUCAUUGGACAAAAAUAAUCAACAACAACCAACAAGGAAUGGAGAAGCUUCCAAUAUUCUUCUGACCUGAGCACACAAGGAUACAAGCGCACACACACACACACACACACACACACACACACACACACACACACACACACACACACAAACACACACACACACUCCCUUGCUGUUUGGGUACUGGUUAGUCACCGUUAGAGCACUGGAUGAAGUGAAAUAAGAGAAUAAAUAUUGCAAAAGAAAAAGAGAAAUGAACUAAAGCAUGUUUUUCAUCAAAAAUGUGAUGUGGAAUAAGCUUGCACUACACUUUUACACUUUUAUGUAUUAUAUGCGCCUGAAGUAAAGGCACUGUAGAUACCUGCACCCGAUACACCACUGGUGUGUUUGUAUAUAUGUAUAGUUAUUAGUUAUAUAUCCCACCUUGUAUUGGCCUCCUCUGUGCUGCACUGGGUGAAAGAAUAGAACCAGAACUGAUUUUUUGUUUUAGAAAUCUCUGUCUAACAUUGUGUUUCGUAGCAGUCCUACACAGAUUAUUUUAAAAAAAUCUCCUUUUUUUGUAUUUUGGAAGAUUAUGUUUGGUUGUUCAGAUUGGAAAAGGGAGUCUGUACAGUAUUGUGAAGAAUCAAAAUGACUGUCAAAAGUGUGUUCUUAUGCUGAAUUAUGCUUUGUCUUGGUUCUUCAGUAUCUGUCAGCAUGCUGACUCUAAGUCCCACAGUAUUAUGUACAGUAAGUCCUUUGUGAUGUUGGUUAAUUAAAGAUGCUGUCAACAGCUGCGA
Molecule: messenger RNA, 2463 nt
Organism: Etheostoma spectabile (orangethroat darter)
Lineage: Eukaryota; Metazoa; Chordata; Actinopteri; Perciformes; Percidae
Gene: kcnip3b
Product: Kv channel interacting protein 3b, calsenilin
Exons: 8
Coding region: 744-1442 (232 amino acids)
Biological process (GO): regulation of potassium ion transmembrane transport; negative regulation of transcription by RNA polymerase II
Cellular component (GO): nucleus; voltage-gated potassium channel complex
Molecular function (GO): DNA-binding transcription repressor activity, RNA polymerase II-specific; RNA polymerase II cis-regulatory region sequence-specific DNA binding; potassium channel regulator activity
Source: RefSeq, a predicted model, not a curated record